Molecule: messenger RNA, 3733 nt
Organism: Fundulus heteroclitus (mummichog)
Lineage: Eukaryota; Metazoa; Chordata; Actinopteri; Cyprinodontiformes; Fundulidae
Product: glycogen synthase kinase-3 beta
Exons: 11
Coding region: 173-1483 (436 amino acids)
Biological process (GO): protein phosphorylation; extrinsic apoptotic signaling pathway in absence of ligand; insulin receptor signaling pathway
Cellular component (GO): nucleus; axon; cytoplasm
Molecular function (GO): ATP binding; protein serine/threonine kinase activity
Source: RefSeq, a predicted model, not a curated record
AGCCCGAUUCUAGGUGUCUAGCAACAGCUUUCAGCCCAGACAGCUGGCGGCGGCAACUGGAACGCGAUUUUGUUUUUUAAAAAAAAACAGUAUUCGCUGCCGGUUAUUCACAGUUAUCAGUCGCUAAGCGGAAAACAGUGAGGAAAAUAACUCUGACAUCUCCUCAGAGAUUAUGAGCGGCAGCGGGCGGCCCAGGACCAGCUCGUUUGCUGAGCCGCCAGGUGUUCCAGGAGCCCUCGCAGCCUCCGCCGGAUCAGCCGCUGCCGUGGGGAGCAGCACAGGAAAGUCCGGGGUCCCGCAGGCCUCCGGCAGCAGCUCGUCGGGAUGCUCGAACCUCAAGCUUUCCAGAGACCUUGGGAAGGUGACGACAGUGGUGGCCACGCCGGGUCAGGGUCCAGACCGCCCGCAGGAAGUCUCCUACACCGACAUCAAGGUUAUUGGAAAUGGAUCGUUUGGAGUCGUGUACCAGGCUCGGCUCAUCGACAGCCAUGAGAUGGUGGCCAUUAAGAAGGUUCUGCAGGAUAAGAGGUUUAAGAACCGGGAGCUGCAGAUCAUGAGGAAGCUGGACCACUGCAACAUCGUCCGCCUUCGUUAUUUCUUCUACUCGAGUGGUGAAAAGAAAGAUGAGGUCUACCUCAACCUGGUGCUGGACUUUGUCCCUGAGAUGCUCUACAGGGUUGCCAGGCAUUUCAACAAAGCCAAGAGCAUCAUUCCCAUCAUUUAUGUGAAGGUGUACAUGUACCAGCUGUUUCGCAGCCUGGCCUACAUCCAUUCCCAGGGUGUUUGUCACAGAGACAUCAAGCCCCAAAACCUGCUGGUCGACCCAGAGACCGCCGUCCUGAAGCUCUGCGACUUCGGCAGCGCCAAGCAGCUGGUGCGUGGAGAACCCAACGUGUCGUACAUCUGCUCUCGGUACUACCGCGCCCCAGAGCUGAUCUUCGGCGCCACGGACUACACGGUGAACAUCGACAUCUGGUCGGCCGGCUGCGUUCUGGCAGAGCUCCUCCUCGGACAGCCGAUAUUCCCCGGAGACAGCGGGGUGGACCAGCUAGUGGAGAUCAUCAAGGUGCUGGGAACGCCAACGAGGGAACAGAUACGAGAGAUGAACCCAAACUACACAGAGUUCAAGUUCCCACAGAUCAAAGCUCAUCCAUGGACCAAGGUAUUUAAGCCGCGGACUCCUCCGGAGGCCAUCGCUCUCUGCUCCCGGCUGCUGGAGUACACGCCUGCGUCACGCCUCUCUCCGUUAGAGGCCUGCGCACACGCCUUCUUCGACGAGCUGCGCCAGCCGAACACGCGGCUGCCCAGCGGCAGAGAGCUGCCGAUGCUGUUCAACUUCAGCACCACAGAGCUCUCGAUCCAGCCUCACCUGAACUCGAUCCUCAUCCCUCCUCAUGCUCGUUCAGCUGCUUCCGUCCAUGAUGGACCCGGUUCAGAUUCGUCUCACCACAGUUCGGUACCCGGAUCCCUGAACAGCAUCUGAAGCGGCGCCGCUACGUCCGCCUGCAGGCCUCCCAGCCUCACGAUGCUCCGUCUCUGUACAGCAAACCUGUUAAAUGACUGUUAGCUCUUUAGCUGCCGGGAUGGAAACGGCAGGAGGUUGUCACACGCGCGCACACACACACACGCACACACACACACACACACACACACACACACACACACACACACACACACACGCUGGAAUGAGGAGGUUUGAUAGUGGGGGCUGGCCCUCUGAAAUAUAACAGUUUUAAUCAGCGUUUUUGUCUUUAUUUAUUUGACUUUUUGAAGCUAUCAUGUGGUCACACAUUAUUAGUAUUAUUAUUUUUAGAAAAAAAAUCUUCAGAUAAUUAUAAUUUUUUUCUUAAUUCAGUGUCUUUUUGUUUUAUUUUGUUUUUUUAAUCCCUGUCUCCAAGUGACGGAGCUCACGCUGCGUGGGUGACACCAGAGGUCCGAUCCUCGCUGAGCUUUUAACGCUAAUCAAUCCUCCAGGGUUAGUUUGGCCGGUAGGCGUCAGGAUGAAGACGCUCCUCCAUAGGACACGUUUCACGCGCUCCUUCCAGUCGCCUGGUGGUGUUUCUCGGCUCCUCGUUUUGAUUUAGUUUCUUAACUCCACAUCAGUUGGAUGAAUGGGUUCGUUUCUUGUCGUGAAGCACAAACUGAACUGAAGCUCCGCGUCGUGUUCUCUGUUUUCUAGUGUUUGCUGAACAGUACAACCAUCGAACAGAGAAACACCAGACUGUUGCUCAGACUUCCUGAAGUGACGUUUCUGUGGGUUUUCAGACCAAGAUGGUCGUUGGGGAUCUCGGCUGAUCUGACGAGCUCUCUGCAAAAGUCUCAGUUUUUAGCCAUCAACCCGUUGGACGGUUUUGCAUCUAAGCGUAGGAAGACGGAACGGAUCGCUGAAUCGUUUUCUUCAGCUGCGACGAUGGCUGCAAACAGAGUAAAAUGUAGAAAUUACCUUUUAGAACGAUGAGGGCCGCUCCACGUCUCGUUUGGUUCUGCAAAGCCGACUCCAUUUGUGAAAACUCACGUGUGUGUGUGGGCCGACCUGACGGCAGGUUGAGGAAAGGUUGAGGUGCGCACAUCAAAAAUAAAAACAGACACGGUAAAAAUAAACGAUGCUCAUUAUUAGUGACGAGGCACCAAGGUGGCAGACUUUAAAUGGCUCUGGACCACUAAAGUCUAAAGUCACAAACAGGGUUUUAAUUGAUUUGCUGUGAAGAGAAGUGAGUAGCUGCUGACAGCUAGGAUAUAUAAACUCUGUUAUAGCAUCGGUUGGAGUGUUUAUAACGGCUGUGAAGCAGGAAAUAGUUCACAUGGCUCCACUUACUCUCCAUUCAUGCUGUAGAGACCAAAACUACUCAGCGCUGCAGAGCGGAGACCCGUAGACGCCUUCAGGCGCCGUUCCUGCAUUUCUCUCCUUUAGUUUCCUGACUCAGAUCCUCAGAUGCGGGAACAGUGCCCUCCUCUGGAUGAGGGUGGUAAUUGCAGGUGACUGCCGCACUCUUCACACCGGGGAGGUCUGAUGUUAAAUGUUGCAACACCUCUGCGGUUCCCCCCCCCCCAUCCUACCCAAAGAAAGCGUUAAGCUUCGUGAUUAAAUGCGGUCUGGACUUUGUCGACCUUCGGUUUAGCGUUUUUAUUCCGAGCAGCUGGUCACCGUGACGGAAACGUAGCGGGAGCCCGAAUGUCCGACGCAGUGAAAGAUGAACUUCCCCAGUCCCAAUGUACUCAUCCUGAACACAGCAUGAAUGUUUUUAAUAGUUUUGGCUCCUUCUUUUGUAAACCAGGAUAAGUUUGUCCAUUUAUUUUAUUUUUUUUAAACCCCCAAAAUAAUUAAUUUCAGUUUUGGGAACUGAACCCUUGCCCUAAAGAGGAGUUUAUUUACAUUUUAAUAUAUUUGCUUUUAAAGGUGAGCUGCAGUCCCUUAAGUCAAGCUGGAGAGGUUUUUUUUAUGGUAAUAUUGUAGUUUUAAUGCACAUCUGACUGAAUAAAAGUCGCUUUAGCUUCGGCUUAUUAAUGUGCAGAGGAAGCGGAGCAUCGCGUGUCUGUGCGCUGUUUGUCUUUCUGUCUCCUCAAAGAAAUAAAAACUAUUAGGGAGAAGCUUAGAAGCCCGGCGAAUGUAUUCCCCUGUGUUUGUGUCUGAGGUCCGUUUUUUUUUUUUUUUUUUAGGGUUUAGGAGACGCCGGCGGUAACGACGUCACGCGGCAGAACGCCUGAAAGUUUCUAGUUUUAGUAUAUUUGAUAC